Molecule: messenger RNA, 2577 nt
Organism: Effrenium voratum
Lineage: Eukaryota; Dinophyceae; Suessiales; Symbiodiniaceae
Source: the annotation of a GenBank genome assembly
AUGGCUGAUGCACCACCUUCCCAGGAGCCAGCCGGCGCAAACAGUGCCGUUCCGAGCGAGGUGAAUGGCACUGGGCUGGCAGAUGCAGCUCCGAAGCCAAUGCAGGAGCCGCAGCCAAAGAGCAAUGCAACACCUUGUGAGGAGCCAGCUGGCGCAAACAGUGCCGUUCCGAGCGAGGUGAAUGGCACUGGGCUGGCAGAUGCAGCUCCGAAGCCAAUGCAGGAGCCAGCCGGCGCAAACAGUGCCGUUCCGAGCGAGGUGAAUGGCACUGGGCUGGCAGAUGCAGCUCCGAAGCCACUGCAGGAGCCAGCCGGCGCAAACAGCGCCGCGCCGAGCGAGGGGAAUGACAAGGAGCUGGCAGAUGCAGCUUCUACACCAGCGCAGGCCAGCUGGAUGUGUCCCAAGUGCGACGAGCCAAACAAGCCUUUGCGGGAGCAGUGCAACAAUUGCGGAGCUGCGAAGCCUGGCGAGGGGAAGCAGACGCCAGUGACCGCAGCUGCUCCAGCGCCAGCUGCUGCAGCUGCUGCUCCAGCUCCAGCGCCUGAGAGAUGGACUUGCCCAUCCUGCGAUGAGCCGAACAAGGGUGAGCGGACAGUUUGUAAUAGCUGCCAGCAGCCUAGACCAAAGCCGAAGGAGAAGUGGGUGUGUCCUCGAUGCGACGAACCGAACAAGGAUGAGCGCAAUGAGUGCAACAACUGCGGAUGGGUGAAGCGAAGCAAAUCUGUCAUCUCCCUGGGGGACUCUGACGAGGAGAAGCCUGCGGCGCCCGCGGCUGCGAAGGCGGCGCCAGCACCUGCUGCAAAGGCUGCCACCGCACCAGGCCAGCGAACUCGGAGUUCCAGCAGCUCCAGCAGCUCCUCCAGUAGCAGCUCUGACUCAUCGCGGGAUCGCUUUCUUGGAAGGGAAAGGGAAGAGAGGCUGAAGCGAUUUGAACGCCGCAGUACCUCCAAUCAUCGCAGGCCAUAUGCUCGCUGGCGGGGCCGCAGCCCAAACCAGAGAAGCGACGUGCGAGAUCGUCGUGACUUCGAGUCCCGCGAUGCUCGUGAUGGAGACCGGCCAAAACGCGAUGACCGCGAGGGGCGCUCUGGAGAUAGACACAAGUCUGAAGACAGGGAUGGCAGAGGUCACCAUGACAAAGACGAGAGGGACCGUGGAGAAGGUGAGCGUGAACGCCGACGAGACAGCCGUCGCCGAAGUCGCGACCAGGGCAGACACGAACGGGGAAGGGAUGAUCGCCAUGGUCGAGAUGACCGUCGAGAUGAACGUCGCGAUGAACGUCGAGAUGACCGGGACCGUUACCCGGAGCGAAGGCGAGAAUCCAGAUCUCGCAGCCAGCGACCACGCCAGGAAGGCGUGGAAGUUCCAAUCGGGGCGAAGCAGGAUUGGCGCCAACAAGACCAGGCUCCUCCGCCGCCGCCGGAAGGAGAAGGAGGGGCAGGAGACCUUACCAGGACAGCUAGCUGGAAUGGCUAUGACAAGAGCAGUGCCAGCGGCUGGUGGUCGGAUGUGGAAAGGUCAAACUCCUGGAGCGCCGGUGACUCCUGGCAGAAGUUCGGCUCCCAAGACGGUAGUUGGAAGGACCAACAGGCCCAGCAGCAGGAUGGUUGGAACUCCUGGCAGUCAGAAGCGGGGCAGAAGCGCGAGCGGGAUUGGGACGAUGGUCCGGCCUGGAAGAAGCAGAGACAGGACGACUGGGGCCAAGCUGGCUCCUGGCCAGUCGACCAGUUCUCUCAGGCCCAGUUCCCUCAGGAGUGGGACGAUAGAAUGUGGAAGAAGGAGAAGAAGGAGAAGAAGGAGAAGACGGAAAAGAAAGACAAGAGACACAGAAGCAACAGGGAGCCGCCGCAGAAGCUCCACGGCGACUGGUGGGAGCAGCCCAAAGAGCAAGUUGGACUGGCGCUGGUGAAGGACAGGGCCAAGAUCUUCAACUGGCAGUACCCUUUGUGGGAUGACUCUCGCCGAUCAUAUGCAGGAUAUCUUCCAAGCCCUUGGCCUCUGGCACAGUGCAACAUGUUCUUCGCUAUGAUCCGCGACAGCGUGGAGUGGCUGCAGCCUGAAGGCGACAAGGGCCUGAUGCCUCGAAAGACCGCUUGGCUGGUGAAGCCCGGCUGCGAGUGCCGGUACAGCUACGGCCCCUUCGAGGUACCUCCUGCUCAGUUCCCGCCUUGGAUGAUCAACCUCAUGUCCGAGGUGAUGCCUAAAUGCGGCUAUCUCAACAUGCAGGAGUGGCCAGACUGCUGCAACUUGAACCUCUACAUGGAUGGGGGCUCCACUGUUGGCUGGCAUGCAGAUGAUGAGGCGCUGUUCCAAGGCAAGUUUCGGGACAUCACCAUUCUCUCCAUGUCCUUGGGCAUUGCGAGGCUUUUCGAACUCCGCUACAACUGGCCGGAGAUGCAAGGAGAGGACGAAGUCCAACGUGUGCGCCUUGGAAAUGGAGACCUGAUGACGAUGGAGGGCAUGACGCAGAAGCACUUGCAGCACCGCGUGCCCAAGGAGAACGUCCAAGGGCCUCGCAUAAACCUGACCUGGAGAUGGGUGAAGCGGCACAAGGCAGGCUGCCCCAUGGGCCGCCGGUGA